Messenger RNA from Pseudocercospora fijiensis CIRAD86, 852 nucleotides. RefSeq lists its product as uncharacterized. NCBI's taxonomy places the organism in Eukaryota, Fungi, Ascomycota, Dothideomycetes, Mycosphaerellales, Mycosphaerellaceae. Gene Ontology annotation, molecular function: feruloyl esterase activity. The record is from RefSeq and is a predicted model, not a curated record. The transcript is spliced from 2 exons. The annotation marks the transcript as partial.
GCGGGCACAGCCAAUGCAUCAACAGGCUGUGGACAGGCCCUCUGGCCAGGCUUAGUGCCGAACGGGGCGAGCGUUAACUACAGCUACACCGGCUCCGAUGGCUACACCAGACAGUAUCUUGUCCACAUUCCUCGUUACUAUUACAAUAAUAGGGCGUCCCCGCUUAUUCUGGGCUUCCAUGGUACUGGAGGAGAUGCGUAUUCGAUCCAGAGCGACUCAAAGUUCAAUGACGGGACACGGAAUCCUUUUGGAAUUGCUGUGUAUGUCACUGGUAUUGGCAACGCUUUCAUUUCGAAUCCCGACUACGGCCCAACAGGCUCUCAGUACAAGAACUUGGACGACAUCAGCUUCGUGAGAUCUCUGAUUGCUUUUCUACUAGGGAGUUUCUGCAUUGACACUGGUCGCAUCUGGGUCACGGGCUACAGUAAUGGCGGUGGUCUUGUCCAGGUGCUGGCAUGCGACCCAGUCAUGAGCUCUACUAUAUCUGUGUUCACUGGUAUGUCUGCUGCCAUGUACACAAAUAAUACCAACUCGGCUCAAGAUCCUCGCACCGUCGACCCAGCUAUCUGUUCACCUUCGAGAAACAAUGUCGCCUACAUGGAGGUGCAUGGAGUGAAUGAUGCCACCAUUAACUAUUAUGGUGGAUUCAGACGAAACCGAGUGCUUCCCGAGAUUCCACAUUGGGCUACCGAAUGGGCAGCUCGCCAGGGAUACAGCCGUACCAACACCACCAUGGCCACGGGCCCUUCUUACAUUCGAUACGGAUUUGGAAAUGCAGACAACACUGGUAUCAUCACGCAAAUCACCAUAACUGAUAAUUCUUGCAACCACUGUUGGGCAAACACCAGUCCG